Molecule: messenger RNA, 10189 nt
Organism: Caenorhabditis auriculariae
Lineage: Eukaryota; Metazoa; Nematoda; Chromadorea; Rhabditida; Rhabditidae
Source: the annotation of a GenBank genome assembly
AUGGACUAUUAUCAGCCGACUAGAACUCAUGCUGCCGCCGCCGCCAGCGCUGCACAGAAUCAUCAGCAGUACGUGCAGUACUCCUCGCAGGUACGGUUUGAAAGGGAAAGUUCGAGGAGAAAAAAAAAUAAUAGUUUAUGAAAAAUUGCGCCUUUCUUAGCAACUCCAGAGUGGUCCCUAUAGGGGCCCUUGGAGAGUCCUCUCUAGGACCACAUUACCAACUCCUAUAGGGGCCACUAAUCUUGCAAAAAGUGGUCCUUAAAAUUAAUAAUUUUAUGAACCCUAUACGAAGAAGCAUUUCCACGCGAAAAAUUGAAUAAAUAAGUGUUGUUUAAAUGAAUUGAAAGACCCCUAUAGGGACCACUCAAGCCCUAAAGGUCACGUCCUAAACCCCUUUAGGGACCACCAUGAUUUUGCCCCUGUAGGGACCCCUUUUCGGUUUGAAAAGGGAAGUUUCAAAAUACGUGAAGUGUGUAGAAGAAACUAGUUUAUUACAAAUUUUGCUCUUUUUUUCUGAAUUUUUUUAAUUUUUUUACAUAAGACGUAAAAUUUAACAGAAUAUAGUCAUUUUUUUGAACUAAAAACUAGCUUUUUCCGGCUUUUUAAAAUUCUCGGUAAAAAAAUUCUUAUACAAAUCAUUUUUUUCUGCCUGCCAUACAUGGAAAUAGACCAAAAAAACCAGCCGAAAAAAAAAUUUUUUUCAAAAAAAUAUAAAAUUUUUCCUUUCAUGAAACUCUUCAUAAAAAUUUUUUUACAGUUUUUAGGUCAUUCUGAGAAACGAAAGUAUACUUUCUGAAAUUUUUUUUCAAACCAUUAAUUACUCUUCUGGUUAGAUGAAAAUUGCCGAAAUGUCAUACUAAAGGCAUUUUCAACCUUUUAACAAAUGUCAUAGUUUUCUACCCUGUAAUUAUCAAUUUGACAAGUUUUCAUCGAAAAUUGCCAGUUUCAGGGUCCGCAGAGCGGCUCGAACUCGCACAUGUACUACCAGCAGCCGACGUUGCCCACGCAAUCCCAGCAGAACCACUACUCACACUUUACCAUUCAGCCCGCUUCAGCCAACUCGCCGCUUGAUCAUGGUAAUCAUUUUAUUUAUGGGAAAAUUAAAGGUAAAAGGUAAAAAUUAAGAAGAAAAAUCGAGAAAAGCCUCCUGUUUCAGCAAAAUUUCAAGGUCUCCUUCCUGUUUUCUUAGGAACUCCAGAGGGACCCCUGUAGGAGCAACCUUAGGUACCACUUCACCAACCUCUAGAGGGGGCAAUAAAGCUUGAAAAAAAUGGUCCAUUUAGGAAUGCGAAGAAGCGUUUCCAUGAGAAAAACUGAAUAGACAAGUGUUUUUUGAAGGAAAUUGAGAGACCCCUAUAGGGACCACUUGAGCUUCAGGACCAAGGGGUAAGAUCCUGAACCCUCUAGGGACCACCUUAACUCUACCCCUGUAGGAACCACCUUGGUUCUACCCCUGUAGGGACCACUCUGGAAUCCCUACGAGGUUUUCUGAUUGUUUUCAAUGGUCCUGAAAAAAUUUAUAGUGGCCACUAUAGGGUUUUGACGUUUUAGUGGCCACUAUAGAGGUCUAAGUGCUACUACUAGACCACUAAACAUUUUAGUGGCCACUUUAGGGGUCAAUGGAUCAAUAUAACUGGACCAAUCUGUCUGUUUUGAAACUAUCAGAGUUACUGGAAGGAAUACUGUAUGAAAAACCACUGAAGUGGCCACUAAAACGGAAAAUAGUGGCCACUAUAGAGGUGGGUUUAGUGGCCACUUUAGUGUCCUCUCCAAGUUGUCCUUGGCGAGCCUCUAUAGUGGCCCAAAGCUCUAAGGAGAACCUAUAAAUUCAGAAUUCAAUGACUGAGUUCUAAAGUUUGAAGCAAAAUAAAAAUCUCGAUUUUUUUUUGCAGGUGCCCAGCAUCAACACAACACCUCUUCUCAUCAGUACCACAGCGCCACCGGCCACGGACAUCAGCAGGCUCAGCAGCACGCCGCCGCCCAAGCUCAAGCCCAAGCCCAGCAGCACCAGGCCCAGCAGCAUCAAGCUCAAGCCCAGCACCAUCAUCAGGCCCAUCAGCAGCACCAUCCCAACACGACCCUCCAGUCGCUCCAGCAUCUCCAACAGCAGCAGCAGCAGCAACACGCCCAUCAGUCGCGUCGUCCCACGACCACCGGCGUCGUCCCGAGAAGCGUUGAGAAUGUCGUCGCCCCGCCGACUCAAGUCCGGAUUUGAAGAGUUUACGUAGCUAAGGGAAAAUGAUAGGAUAUCGAGAAAAAUCAUGAAAAAGAGCUAGUUGAAAGUGAAUCACUAAAGGGAUAACUUUAGAACUGAAAGAUUUUUUUUUCGUUUUUAGGAAUUUUCAAUAGUUCUAUUAACAUAUUUAGGGACUAACUUAGGGUUCCUUUAGGGGCUAACUUAGGGACCCUUUAGGGGCUAACUUAGGGUUCCUUUAGGGGCUAACUUAGGGACCCUUUAGGAGCUAACUUAGGGACCCUUUAGGAGCUAACUUAGGGUUCCUUUAGGGGCUAACUUAGGGUUCCUUUAGGGGCUAACUUAGGGACCCUUUAGGAGCUAACUUAGGGUUACUUUAGGGGCUAACUUAGGGUUCCUUUAGGGGCUAACUUAGGGACCCUUCAGGGGCUACUUUAGGGUUCUUUUAGGGUCUAACUUAGGGUUCCUCUAGGGGCUAACUUAGGGACCCUUUAGGAGCUAACUUAGGGUUCCUUUAGGGGCUAACUUAGGGACCCUUUAGGGGCUAACUUAGGGACCCUUCAGGGGCUACUUUAGGGUUCUUUUAGGGUCUAACUUAGGGUUCCUCUAGGGGCUAACUUAGGGACCCUUUAGGAGCUAACUUAGGGUUCCUUUUAGGGGCUAACUUAGGGACCCUUUAGGGGCUAACUUAGGGACCCUUUAGGGAGCUAACUUAGGGACCCUUUAGGAGCUAAAUUAGGGUUCCUUUAGGGGCUAACUUAGGGUUCCUUUAGGGGCUAACUUAGGGUUCCUUUAGGGGCUAACUUAGGGUUCCUUUAGGGGCUAACUUAGGGUUCCUUUAGGGGCUAACAUAGGGACCCUUUAGGAGCUAACUUAGGGUUCCUUUAGGGGCUACUUUAGGGUUCUUUUAGGGUCUAACUUAGGGUUCCUCUAGGGGCUAACUUAGGGACCCUUUAGGAGCUAACUUAGGGUUCCUUUAGGGGCUACUUUAGGGUUCUUUUAGGGUCUAACUUAGGGUUCCUCUAGGGGCUAACUUAGGGACCCUUUAGGAGCUAACUUAGGGUUCCUUUAGGGGCUAACUUAGGGACCCUUUAGGGGCUAACUUAGGGACCCUUCAGGGGCUACUUUAGGGUUCUUUUAGGGUCUAACUUAGGGUUCCUCUAGGGGCUAACUUAGGGACCCUUUAGGAGCUAACUUAGGGUUCCUUUAGGGGCUAACUUAGGGACCCUUUAGGGGCUAACUUAGGGACCCUUUAGGAGCUAACUUAGGGACCCUUUAGGAGCUAAAUUAGGGUUCCUUUAGGGGCUAACUUAGGGUUCCUUUAGGGGCUAACUUAGGGUUCCUUUAGGGGCUAACUUAGGGACCCUUUAGGAGCUAACUUAGGGUUCCUUUAGGGGCUAACUUAGGGACCCUUCAGGGGCUACUUUAGGGUUCUUUUAGGGUCUAACUUAGGGUUCCUCUAGGGGCUAACUUAGGGACCCUUUAGGAGCUAACUUAGGGUUCCUUUAGGGGCUACUUUAGGGUUCUUUUAGGGUCUAACUUAGGGUUCCUCUAGGGGCUAACUUAGGGACCCUUUAGGAGCUAACUUAGGGUUCCUUUAGGGGCUAACUUAGGGUUCCCCCUUCAGGAGAGAUAAGGUAUAUUUCCCUUAAACUGAGCUUAUGUCCAGUUUUGAACAGAAAAAUUCGCCCAAAAUUGCAAAAAUGAAUGAAAAAAUGUGUCCAUUUACGUUUUUGAUAAUGAAAUUGCUUCAUUUCAAUGAAAUUUGCAGUUUAAAAUCAAGAUUUUCGGCGAUUUUUAAAAAUUAUUUUCGCUUCAGGACCUCCCACUCCGCAUCGUGAUCGACUCUCGCUACGUUGGCGCCAUAAUCGGCUCUGGCGGUGCGAAUAUCCGCGAAAUCACCAAGGAAUCCCGGGCCCGCGUCGUCGUCGACGUGCAGAGAACGAUGAAGGACGCCCAUGGAAACACGGAAAAAGUGCAUUUUUGUGUCGCGAAAUCCCCCGUUUUCAUGAUGAAAUAUUCAAGAUUAUCUCGAUCAUCGGGUCGCUCGAGUGCUGCUCCAAGGCCUGCGUCAAGAUCAUGGAAGUCGUCCACCGCGAACUGGGCAAGGACGAGAACAAAUUGUAGAUGAACUUGGAAAUUGAAAAAAUAACCUUUUCUUGAAGGAACAACGAGGUGGAGCUGAAGAUUCGGGCCCAUAAUCAGUUGGUCGGACGGCUGAUCGGAAAACAAGGCGCCACGAUCAAGAAGAUCAUGAACGAGACCAGCACCAAUAUUUCGGUUUCCAAGUGAGUUUUUAAGGGUUUUCAUUUAUUUUCAGAUUGGAAAUAUGUUUUUGAUACUUGCUGUUUUUCAACUUUGGAAGUCCAGGGUAGCCCCUAUAGGGGUUAAGGGAAAAACAGCCCUAUGGCGGCCGAAAAAGUGGUCCCUAUAGGGGUUCAAGAUCUGACCCCUUAGCCCCCGAAGCUUAAGUGGACCCUAUAGGGGUCUCUCAAUUUCACUCAAAAAACGCUUAUUUAUUCUUUUUUUCCCAUGGAGAUGUUUCUUCGCAUAGAGCUCAUAACAAUUAUCGACUUUCUCCCCUAAAGGGGCCACUAACUAAAACCCCUAUGGGGACCACUUGCAAGCUUUUGUGGUCCCUAGAGAGGCCCCUCCAAGGGUCCCUAAGGUUUUCCCUAUAGUGACCAUUCUGUAGUUGACCUUUUUGAUUGAAAAUUAGGUUAUGAUGGGAAAAAUUGAAUUUAGAUAGUUUUAUGGUGGUUUUUGAUAUUGAAGCUCCGUUGUAAGAGCCUCAAAAAAAUUAGAAGACCCCAAAAUGUUUUUUUUGUGCUUUCAGUAGUAAAGGUAGUUUCACUUAGCCUAGGGCCUUUCCCAAGUUUCAAUUUACUUUUCCUUACUUUAUGGUAAGGGUCCUAAAACGAUGAGCUACAGUAACUGGAAGAGCUUGAGUUUUUUUGAGUUUCAAAAUUGAAUUUAUUCUAUCAAUAUUUUUUUAACUAAACAAUUUGGUAACUAAAGAAAAGUUUUUUUCUCAUCAAAAAGUUUAACUAGGAAAUGCCACAAGUAUGUUUUUCAGAGGUAUUUUUUUGUCACUUGAAAUGGAAGAAAAAGUAGGAUUUGUAAUAAAAUUUCAAAGUUUAUUGAUGAUUUUUCCAGCGAGCAAAACAACCGAAGUGCCGAAUUUCCGCCGUUCGGCGCCCCCUACGGCGACGUCUUCCUUCAACUCGAACGGACCAUUACCAUCAAAGGAGCUUCCAUUGAAAAUGUAUUUAAAUAUACCUUUUUUGGAGAGUAAAGGGUAAAAUUGAGGUAUCGAGCGCCGAGCAGAAAGUUUCGGCAAAGCUCCGUCAAAGCUACGAGUUGGAUCUGCAGAACAGGGUGAGGAUUUUCUGAAGCCCUCGAAUUUUUAGUGAUUUUUUUUCUUGAAAAUCCAUGUCUAUAGUGAAAGUGAGAGCAUGUACAGUAAGAGAAAAAUAUAAAACAAUAAAAGUUUUGAAAAUCGGAUGAUACUUAUAAGGAAGGAAAAUUCUAAUUUUUGGAAAACUGACAAGAUUUUUUUCUUAAUGGUCCUGAUUCUGAAAAUCCAGCCUUCAAGGAUUCUCUAUUUUUUGAAAAAAGGCCUUCCAGGUUCUGGAGGUGUUCUUGGAAAUUCUAGAAGGUAACUUAUUAAUCCAGUUCAAGGGCUUAAAGCUUCUAUUUUAAGAAAACUGGGUAAAAAGAGGUUUUGGCGCCUUUUAGGCGAUAUAAAUUUAUUAAAAGAGUUUACCUUUUUCUUUGGAUCAAGGUUUUUUUUACUUAGCCGAGGAGUGCAGCUUUUUUUUUCUAGGAGAAUUGAAUUAUUUCAGAUCUCCCUGCAAGGAAUCCAAGGCAACCCGAUGAUGCCCGGAAUCAUGGGCCCCGUCGCGGAUCCCUACGCUCUGCUCCACAAUCAGCCACGGAUGCCUUCCAUGUCGCAGCAGAUCAAAACGACUCGCAUGUGGGUCCCGAAUAACAUGGUCGGCGCUAUCAUUGGAUCCAAGGUUUGUGGAAAAUGGUGGACGUAAAAAAAACGCUGAGAAAGUUAGUAGGGCCCAUACACCGGCUUGAUUCCACCCCAGCCUUCUAAUUAAGUAGGCCGCACUUUUUGCGGGGUAGGCCGCUUUUGAAAAAAUUUAUUUUUUUUGGUUUUUUUCUUUGAAAUGAGUUUUCUACUUGAAACUAGGGAAAAAAAAAACGAUAAUAUCCAAAGUUGAGAGUUUUCUAGAACUUUACCUUAUUACUUACUUACUUACUUACUUAGAUGGUCCAUCUUCGCUUUCGACCUUUUAUUGCCUUUUAGUGCCUUUUAUUGAUCGAAGCGUGGACCACACGUUUUCCAGGAGAUCUUAUGCAAUCGGUCAUCCAGUGUUGUCGUCCUGGUUGACUGGUAUUCUUGCGAAAAAGUUCCAUCCGUGGUCUUGAACGUGUUAUAGCAUAAUUGUGGUCUUAUUAUCCUUUUUGCCUUGCCAGGGCUAAAAAAGACCGCCCAUUCUGUUAGCAGAAGCAAGCCGAAUUGCGUGACCGGUGUACCGUUAGCCGCCAUAAAUGGCGUUGUCUCCUCAUCACCGCGUAGAGGUGGUACUUGAAGGGGUUUACCUUAUUGGUCGGCUUGAAAUACCUAGAACUGGGUUGGGGUCCAGCCAAUGUAUAACCGUGAGGAACAAGAAUAUCCAAUUUUUUAUUAAAUCUUUCGAAAAACCCUAAAACGUCCCUAGAAACCACGAAAAAAGAAGACCCAUUCCAGGGAGCCAACAUCCGGAACAUCAUGCGCAACUCGGGCGCCAACAUUCGCAUCGACGGCGGCGACAAGAAGAAGGAGGACGCGAAGAAGCCCGGCGAGGAGUCGCAGAACUCCGACUCGAAAGACGAACACCACCAUCUGCUCGACGACUCCACCGCCGGCGACAGCAGCACGUUCAGCGCCGAGAAGAGCAGCGACGAGGAGAAGGGCCAGCCCGGGUCUCCUGGCGGCAUCGAGAAAAAGGUGCGGGAUCGGGAAAAUGAAGGGAAGAGCUCAGAGGAGAAAAAAAAAUAUUUUUUUCUUCCUGUUAAUGCCAAGGAAACAGUUGGAAGAGGGUAGAAAAUUUGGGAAUUUCAUUUAAAAAAAAAUGCGUAUUAGUCCGUUUUCCGCAACUUGAAAGGGCGGGACUUCUCUGCACCCUCCUCGUCUCUCGACGUCUCUCUCAUGUUUACGUACUAUUUCCAUGUUUCUCUGACCUCUGUCAGGUCGCGCGAACGGACUAUAACUGCAUUCGGAUUUUCAUAGCCUUCUGGUCGUUUCUGCUUAAUUUCAAAACCAGCGGCUUUCAUUUGAAAUUUAGGAAAUUUUGACCAGAAUUAGAGUUUUGGAAACACUUCCGAGGGCUCGUAAAAGUCGCGUUUUUUAAAGAUUAUGUGAAUUUUCGAAAAUUUCAAACUUUGAGGAGAAGAUUAUUAUCGCCGAAGAAGCAGGAGUAUUUGACAGUAGAAAAUUGAUGCUGUUAACGACUUUUCCUUUUGAGACCUUUAUAAAUCUCGUCAUUCUCCUUCAAAUACUGUAGAAAGGAUCAUAACCCUCUGGUAUACUUGGAAAUCAACGGCUUUAAUUUUAAUGUUAGAAAAUUUUUAGCAAAUGGAAAAAAGUUAUAAGAUGGAUCAGUAAAAAGGGCAAGUUAUUUAAAAAAAUUAAGUGAAUUUUCGAAAUUAAUAACUUUUUGAAAAAUUGAAGAAGAUCCUGGUUAUCCUCGCUGAAGUAGCAGAGUGAUUCGAUUAUCAAAAAAUGAUACUCUAAACGAUUUUUCACUUUGAGACCUUUGUUAGAUUCCCCUAUGCUCCUUUAAAAACUCUAGCAGAGUUCACGAACUUUUUUCAAUCAAUAAAAGUUAUUCUGAUUUUUUUUGUCUAUCUAUGAAAUUUUUAUUUUAUUGAUUUUUUUUUUUAGGAAGAUGACCGUCUCAUCACAAUCACUGGUAGCGACAUCCAACAGUAUCGGGCUCAGUUUUGGAUUUUCACGCGUGUCGCAGAACAGGAUCAGAAGGGUAUUGAAGAGGUUCGUUAUAUGAUUUUCGUAUGGUCUCAGCUCAAAGUGGGACUUCUGAAGAAUAACUUCACUAGAUGUAGUUUUUCACGCUGAUUCCGAAUCUGUCUUCAAAAGUUGCCAGAGAGGUCUGUGAAAAAAGUUAGGGGCUCUCAAAGUCGAAAUCUAUUGAACUCACGCUUAUAAAGAAGUUCCAAUAUGAUCUUACAGGUUGAGAGGGAAAAAAUAAUUGCGAAAAUGAACAAAAAGAAAGAUCCCUGUUUCAGAUUAAACUCCGCACCGAGGUGACGGUGCCAUCACGUGUAGUCGGCCGAAUCAUCGGCAAAGGCGGGCAAAAUGUUCGCGAGCUUCAGCGAAUCACGGGAGCUUCGGUUAAUGUCCGUGUUUUAAUAAUUUUUCAAAAAAAAGGUCCUUCUGACGAUUUUUUAGGAAAUUCCCAGUGAUAUGAGCUUCCUUGUAAGGUCCUUUAAUGCACCUUGAAACACUGACUUUGUUGAUUCCCUUUGGAAUUUGAUUGAAAAAUAAUUUAACCAAAAAAAAAUGCGUCAUUUUGGGAAAUUAUGACGUGUCUGCGCUCUCUCCUCUCUAUUUUGAUAGGUCAUAGAAAUAGCGAAAUAGCGCGUAAACAAGGGAGUGUGGUAGAGAAGUUGUGGGCUUGUCCAAGGAAGAAAGAAGUAAGAAAAUAGCCUAAACGGAUUUAUUUUCAAAAAUAUUCACUGAGCUCUUUGAAAAAAAAAAUCAACUUUGAUCUUUCCAGGUAAAAAUUCCCGAUGAGGACAGAAAUGCGGGUGCUAGCGCUGAUCAUUCGGCUAGGGAAGGUGCGAUUUUUCAAUUUCCCCUUCCAAAAAAUCAUUCUCCAUUUCUUAGACGAGGAAAACACGACGGUGCGAAUAGUUGGAACGGUGCAGGCUUCUCAGAACGUUCAGAUGCGUCUGGGACAGCUGAUCAACGAGUUCCAGCGCGCUAAUAUUCACGACGGCCGUAAGAGGCAUGAAGGUACGGUUUGAAACAAAAUAAAUCAUUUUGAGGAAUGGGAAAUGAUAUUUUUAUCAGAAAAAUCAUUAAAAAAGCGCUUUGUAGUAGAAAUGCGUGUUUUAAGAAAAAUUUUCACUUGCACCCGGCUAAAAACGGGUUGCGCCGAGUUAUCUUAUCGUACGCGACGCUAUUUGGGCCAGGAAAAUAGGAAAUGUUAGAUUUUUGUUGUCCCUUGUAACUCAGAUACGUUGCUUUGAUAAAAGCUUAAUGUAAGUUUUUGCACCCGACCCAAAGGGUUUUCGCUGGAUCAUAUCAAAAAGAGCAGAAGCUCGAUUUCUUUAUAAUUGAACCAUUCCAAAUACGGUCACAAAAAUCUUGAAGUUCGAGUUUUUUAUGAUUUAGACAUUCCAAAUGCGGCCACAGAGCUUCAAAUUCAAGUUCUUUAUAACUGAGACAUUCCAAAUGCGGCCACAAAGCUUUAAGUUCAAGUCCUUUGUAAUUAAGACAUUCCAAAUGCGGCCACAAAGCUUCAAGUUCAUGUUUUUUUUUAUAAUUGGGACAUUCCAAAUGCGGCCACAAAGCUUCAAAUUCAAGUUCUUUAUAAUUGAGACAUUCCAAAUGCGGCCACAAAGCUUCAAAUUCAAGUUCUUUAUAACUGAGACAUUCCAAAUGCGGCCACAAAGCUUUAAAAUCAAGUCCUUUGUAAUUAAGACAUUCCAAAUGCGGCCACAAAGCUUCAAAUUCAAGUUCUUUGUAAUUGAGACAUUCCAAAUGCGGCCACAAAGCUUCAAAUUCAAGUUCUUUGUAAUUGAGACAUUCCAAAUGCGGCCAAAACGCUUCAAGUUCAAGUUCUUUAUAAUUGAGACAUUCCAAAUGCGGCCACAAAUCUUCAAGUUCCAACUAAAAAAGUCAAAUAAAUCACGAAAAAUUCAAAAAAAUUUAUUUCAGGACGCAAAAACUCGCCUCCGUCCAAUCAUUCGGACUAG